UCUCCGAACGCGGAGGCGGCGCCACGUGUCAUUCACGUGUCCUCACCGCUUUCCCUGCGCGUGCGCGUCUUUUCGAUUUCCUGAUUUCUAACUAUAAAUAAAUAUGAGACUGGGUUUGGUGUCAUUAAGCGUUAUCAGUGGAGUGAGUCUGAUAUUUGCAGUGUUGAAAAUGUCGCAGUUGUUGGAUAAAGCCAAAGCCUUUGUUGCUGAGAAAGUGGCCAACAUGCCUAUGCCUGAGGCCAGUGUUACAGACGUUGACUUCAAGAAGGUGAGUCGCGAGUGUGUUGAGUACCUGGCUAAGAUCUCUGUUUCCAACCCUUAUUCAACACCGAUUCCUAUCUGUGAGAUCAACUACACCCUCAAAAGUGCUGGCAGGGAGAUAGCAUCAGGCACCAUACCAGACCCAGGUUCACUGAAGGCAAGUGACACAACACUGCUGGAAGUGCCGGUGAAGGUAGCUCACAGCAUAUUGCUGAGCAUAGCAAAGGACAUUGGUGCUGAUUGGGACAUAGACUAUCAUUUGGAUAUUGGUCUUGUCAUUGACCUCCCAGUCAUUGGCAACUUCACCAUUCCUCUUUCUCAGAAGGGAGAGAUCAAGCUCCCAACCAUCACUGACAUGUUUGCCUAGCUAGCUCAACCACCACAACAUGGGCUUAAUUAGAGAACAAUAAAACAGAUACACCCUGCAUCUCAUUUUCAGCUUUGUAUCUUGAGUCACUAGCUAUUUAUUUUUCCCUUUGAUUGUACUUUGUUUGCCCUACACAAAAAGUUAUAUAGUACUAAAUACAUACUUCACAAUAAUACUAGUGUUUUUAUCCGUGCGCUGCACGGCGAAA
Molecule: messenger RNA, 836 nt
Organism: Lotus japonicus
Lineage: Eukaryota; Viridiplantae; Streptophyta; Magnoliopsida; Fabales; Fabaceae
Product: desiccation protectant protein Lea14 homolog
Exons: 2
Coding region: 104-628 (174 amino acids)
Biological process (GO): response to desiccation
Cellular component (GO): cytosol
Source: RefSeq, a predicted model, not a curated record